GUGUAUUUUAAGAACCUUGAACGAUUGAUUGUGUGACCACAGAAAAAGACCUUCAAAAACAACAUGGCUGCGCACGCAGGAAUGUGCUCACGACUUGGAAGUUAAAGCGUUUAUAACGAGUGAUUUCAGAUUAUUUUAUUAGGUUUCCAGAAAGAAUGUCUACCCCAGCGAAAGGAGCAACGAAGAAAGAAAAAAAGAAGCCUAUACCAGUGAAAACUUCACUGAAUAGCCCGUACAGCAUUAACUGGAGUCCACUGGAAAGAGAACACAAACAUUUCAUUCUGAACACACUUAAAGUCAAAUUAUCUGCUGUAGGGCUUCAGAAACAACGUGUCAGUAGGUUUCGCGAGUGGGGAAGCAGAAGGAGGUCACGAAAAAAGUUAUCAAAACCCACUGAGGACCAAAAACUAGCUCCUGAACCGGAAGAGAGUGUACAGAGCCCUCCUAAGCCCACUGAGCCGCGCUGGACCAACCCAGCCGUGAGGAAACAGCUGGCCGUCGGCAUCAACGAGGUCACCAGAGGCCUGGAGAGGAAUGAACUGAGUUUGGUGCUCGUUUGUAACUCGGUCAGGCCAGCACACAUGACGUGCCAUUUAAUUCCUCUGAGUAAAACGAGGUCGGUGCCCGCCUGUCAGGUGCCCAGUCUGAGCGAGAGUGUGGCGGGGCUGCUGGGUCUCAAGUGCGUCCUGGCGCUGGGAUUCAAACGCGGAGCCGAGGUGUUCGAGGAUGUGGUCCGUGAGAUCACACCCUUGGUUCCGCCGCUCAAAGUGGCUUGGAUUCCGACGGAUUCAUCAGCGAAAGACAAGGAAAAGCUGUCCGACACUUUAAAGGGGCAGAAGAGAAAACUAGAAGAAAUGUCGGAUGAAGCAACUGACGCUUCGCCUUUAAUCCUCCAGCCUCUGAAAGUGAAGAAAAUCAUCCCGAAUCCCACGAAAAUCAAAAAACCCAAAAAGAAAGUAAAGCAAAAGUGCUUAUCAAGUGUUUAACCUGUGCUCGAUUAAUGCAGGUUACUAUAUAGUGCGUUAGGACGGAUGUGGAUUAGUAUAUUUAUAUUUUCUCAGGUUAAUGUGUUUGGCUUGAAGAGGAAAAAGACCGAGAUGAAUUAUGUUUUGUAUUUUGGAUGCUUUUAUUCAGUCAAAUAUCCAUGCUGGUAUACCUUGAUGUAUAUUUUUGACAAUCAGAUAUUUGGGUGGACUGUCAUGUUUGACAUGGUGCUGGUACUUUUCCCAUCAGUUCCAACCUGCAAUGGACUUCAAUAAAAAUACUGUCUUGAGAAA
Carassius gibelio (silver crucian carp) is the source of this 1277-nucleotide messenger RNA. Its product is annotated as ribonuclease P protein subunit p38-like. Gene Ontology annotation, molecular function: ribonuclease P RNA binding; ribonuclease P activity. Gene Ontology annotation, cellular component: nucleolar ribonuclease P complex; fibrillar center; ribonuclease MRP complex. Lineage: Eukaryota; Metazoa; Chordata; Actinopteri; Cypriniformes; Cyprinidae. Bases 156 to 986 code for a protein of 276 amino acids. The record is from RefSeq and is a predicted model, not a curated record. The transcript has 2 exons. Gene Ontology annotation, biological process: tRNA 5'-leader removal.